AUGGCACCUGUCAAUAUACCCAAUAUAUUGAUAUACUUUUCAGGUAUAAUAAGACCCAAAUUAUUAAGACCCCACUUGAGAGUACCCAGUAUAGCGAAUGUCGAUUUCGUCAAGUUGAGGAAAGAAGGUUAUAAUGCUGUUGUCAUAGAUAAAGACAAUUGUCUGACAUUACCGAGUAAAGAUGAUAUAUACCCACCUUAUCAAACGGCAUGGAAUGAUUUAUUGGAAACGUUCAAUCCUGGAAAAGUGUUGAUAGUAUCAAAUUCGGCUGGAACGAAGAAAGAUCCAGGUGGAAUAGCUGCCGAAGCAGUAUCUCUAUCACUUGUCGCGCCUGUUUUAAUCCAUUCACAAGCCAAACCAGGAUGUUCCUCAACUAUCAUAUCUUAUUUUCAAGGUAAACUUGGGAAACCAAUAACGCUUCGUAAGAGAAUCAUAGAAGAAUCAAACAAAGUUCUGGAAGAAGAAAAAAGUGAUGAGCAAAUGUUAUGGUCAAGAUGGUCAAAUGAAGUUUCAGGUCCGUUGCUAGGUCAUUAUACUAAUAACAAUCAACAGAGAAAAGGUGAUAGAGUGAAAGUGAAUAAUUCAUCGACAUCGACAUCGACAUCACCAGAAACAACAGCAGGUCAAGAGGAACAAUCAACAAAUAACAACGAUGAAUUACGAUUACUGGUGAUUGGAGAUAGGUUGUUUACGGAUACAUUACUAGCACACCGAUUAUCCCUUCAUUUACCAAAACCAAAACCAACCACCACGUCAACAGACUUACCAUCAGUCUUAUCAAUCUAUACCACUUCCCUUCCACAACCAAAAGAUGUUCGACCAUUAAGAUGGCUGGAAGAACGAUUAUCUUCAUCAAAGACCAAAGGAGAUUAUACAAGAUUCAUCCUUCGAGAGAACGAGGACCGUGAUAAUCUAUCAACAACAACUUCAGAUGUAACUUUCACAAGAGGACAGGGUAUCAUAUAUGCCUGGAGAUGGUUUACACCUUCGAGAUGGAAAGAGUUUGAUCAAUCUUUAGAACCAUUAACGAUAAAUCCUAAAUCAUGGAAACCACUUCCGUUAUUAGUGGGUUCAAGUAAAUCAUUAUAUUGGACAAUAAUCUUCAUAACGAGAUACACGAUAAACGGUGUCAAGUAUAUCGUGAAUCGGAUAAGGAGUAUGAUCGAUAAGAGUUCUCAAAAAUCAGGAGAAAACGACGAAAAGAUAUCGUCGCCGGUACCAGAAAGUAAUGAUAAUAGUCAAGGGAGAAAAACAGGAAACCUAUUGAAAGAAGCUGACAACGUACGAAGAGAGGAUAGAUUUGUACCGCAACAAGGUAUUUCAUAG
Kwoniella shivajii is the source of this 1326-nucleotide messenger RNA. RefSeq lists its product as uncharacterized. The transcript is spliced from 5 exons. Gene Ontology annotation, molecular function: phosphatidylglycerophosphatase activity. The coding region runs from base 1 to 1326 and encodes 441 amino acids. The record is from RefSeq and is a predicted model, not a curated record. Lineage: Eukaryota; Fungi; Basidiomycota; Tremellomycetes; Tremellales; Cryptococcaceae.